Messenger RNA from Fonsecaea nubica, 480 nucleotides. RefSeq lists its product as hypothetical. The transcript has 2 exons. The record is from RefSeq and is a predicted model, not a curated record. The coding region runs from base 1 to 480 and encodes 159 amino acids. Lineage: Eukaryota; Fungi; Ascomycota; Eurotiomycetes; Chaetothyriales; Herpotrichiellaceae.
AUGAAAACUAACCAAGAAAGAGGCAACUCAGACGGCGCGGCAACUGAGGUUAAGCUUUUCAAAUUUGCUGGGGCCCUCUACGACCUCGAUCAGAUUUUCAAGGAGUCAGAAUCUGUAUUCCUUAAUACACCACGACGAAAAGUGUUUCGCUACGAAAAUACUGUCUUCAAGUUCGGGGCCGACGUGAGCCCCUUUGAGGCAAAGGCUCUGCAAUUUAUGGGUGAUAUCAAUGGUGUUCCGGUUCCACGACUAUAUUGCUACGAUUUUGUCGGACAGCUUCGGGAGAUUCUCGAAAAGAUGCGGCAAUAUAAAAGUGCAGGAAGUGCCAUUGGAGGCAUCCAUGGCGGUCCUGCAGUGGACGCCCGCAGACUUAAGCGCAAGGGUGGCCCGUUCACAACUGAGGAACAAUUCAACGAGUUUCUUCGAUCUGGCAUGAUUACAACAGCUCCGAAGAUAUACCGCACGAUGCUGGAAAGAUAA